Molecule: messenger RNA, 465 nt
Organism: Klebsormidium nitens
Lineage: Eukaryota; Viridiplantae; Streptophyta; Klebsormidiophyceae; Klebsormidiales; Klebsormidiaceae
Source: the annotation of a GenBank genome assembly
AUGAAGACAGCUCUCAUUAGCCGCGUGUGUGCACACCCCAGCGUCCAGGCGAGCCAGUUGGAGGGCUGGCAGGACCUCGGGAAGGCCCACAGAGAUGAGGAGACGGGUACACUGAGAGGAUGGAGCCCUGACAAGUACUACAUGACAUCGGAUGCCUUCGAGAACUUUGCGAUGGCGGCACGUACGAAGGUGGGCAACACCGUCAGAGCUUUCUUCGGGGCGAUCCGCGACCCGUAUGUGGAUCUCACCAGAAACCCUCCGUCUGCAUUCAACCGCGAGGAAGCCCUUCUGAUGGCGUUUCACAGGAAGAAUGUCCUCUACAUCGGUGAGAUUCAAGGCAACGGAGAGCGAACUCAGCGUAUUUGCAAGGUGGGCCACAACGCGGACAUUGCGAAGCGUUGUGAAACGCACAAGGAGUAUUUAAGGAGCUCGCUCUACUUCCAGCUCAUGCAAGUAGGUGGAUGA